Molecule: messenger RNA, 1723 nt
Organism: Octopus bimaculoides (California two-spot octopus)
Lineage: Eukaryota; Metazoa; Mollusca; Cephalopoda; Octopoda; Octopodidae
Source: RefSeq, a predicted model, not a curated record
GCAUUCUUAACAAACGUCGACUGUUUUUCGUAUUUGGUAGAAAAACUUGUGUGAAUUGCGAACAAGGAAGAGUAUUUUGUUGAGAGAUCAACAUAAACCCACAAUAUACAUCUAGACAAACACGAAGUCAGUCAACAUCAGCAUCGUCAUCUUCAUCAACAAGCACAACCUUCCUUUACAUCUGGCAAACACUCAGUUACAAACUUUUCAAUUAAAUUUCGAAUUAUUUUAGGUGAUGGCAUCUCAAAAUCUUCAAUCUGUUGACACCAUCAAGGUUGAAACUGUCAGUGCCACUGAACCUCAGCAGGAACAGGCUCAUAACCCUUGGCCCCACCUGGACGAGUACUUCUUGAUCAAGUCAAGGGAAGGAGACAAGUUGAUUUUCAACUGCAAUAUGUGCCUGCCCAAAACUGUGCCUAUCAAAGCACACACAACAAGCCUCAACAACCUCAAGCAACACAUCAAGAGGACUCAUCCAACCAAGUUCAUGCAGUUUGAGAUGAAGAUCAAGAUAGGUUCAUUUCGUGGGAAAAUCAAGAAGAGGUUUUCUUCUGAUUCCAACAGCAGCAAAUGCUCUUCAGAAUUAUCGAGUCCGUAUUCACCUCCCUCUGGCAAGAAAGUACGCCAGCAAAUCAUUGCUGAGUCCUUUGACAUCACUGCUACUGGCAGUGACAUACCCCAAGCUGCUGUGGAUCAAAAGAUUGUAAACCUAUUUGUAGCCAACAUGCUGCCACUCCACAUUGUAGAGUCUGACACGUUCAAGAGGCUAAUCAAGACACUGAACCCCAGCAAGAGCUCCAUGUCGAGGAGGACACUCGGCAGGCAAAUCAUUAAUUUGCAUACUGAUUUGAAGCAGUACUUGAUCAGAGUUCUUGGCGAUGUUCAGUGGGUGGCCACCACAGCUGACUGCUGGUUUGCUCACAAGAAAGGCUAUCUGGGCAUGACUGUCCACUGGUUGGACCCCAUCACCAGGCAGAGGCAGCAAGCGGUGCUUGCGUGCAUCAGGCUGACAGGCCAUCAUUCCUAUGAUGUGCUUGCACAGGCCAUGGUCAAGGUCCACUAUGAAUUCCACAUUGAGAAAAAAGUCACCAGGACUACCAUAGGCAAUGGCUGCAACUUUGUGAAAGCCUUUGUCCAGUUUGGGGAAGAGGCUAACACACUGCCAGGCCCACCAGUGGCUCAGGAUGUGGACAUCGGCCCUGAUGAUGCUGCUAAGGCUACCCUGUUGGCUGAAUCCGUGGACGAGCAUGAGUUGGAGUAUACCUCCCUAGAAGACUUCGUGGUCAUGCCUGUGGCUGAGCCUGACGAUGUUGACACUGUUGUUGGCAAUCCCAUCAACCUGCCAGUUCACAUGAAAUGUGCUGCCCACACCUUCAACCUAGUGGCCAGCAAGGAUACAGAUGCUGCACUGCAGAGUGCAGAGUUCAAGGGGCCCUACAGGGUUGCCAUGGCCAAGGCACGUGCCCUCUGGAACCAGCAAGAAAGCAGCAUUAUGGCAGCAGACAGCAUCUAUGCUGAGGUGGGGAGGAUGCUGGUUGUCCCCAACAUGACUAGGUGGAACUCCACCUAUGACUCUGUGGUGGACCUCAAUACCAUCCUAGAGACUAAGAGGCCUGUUCUCCACAGAGUCAUGACCCAGUUGAAGGUCAACAACUUUGACAACCAGGAUGUCGACUUCAUGAAUGAGUAUGCAAAGGUAAUAAAUCUCUCUAUAUAAAAUUCA